This is a messenger RNA of Lachancea thermotolerans CBS 6340, 1998 nucleotides long. It is a transcript of the gene NEL1, whose product is annotated as GTPase-activating protein NEL1. Gene Ontology annotation, molecular function: zinc ion binding; GTPase activator activity. The record is from RefSeq and is a predicted model, not a curated record. Lineage: Eukaryota; Fungi; Ascomycota; Saccharomycetes; Saccharomycetales; Saccharomycetaceae. The transcript has a single exon. Gene Ontology annotation, cellular component: COPII vesicle coat; endoplasmic reticulum exit site. Gene Ontology annotation, biological process: endoplasmic reticulum to Golgi vesicle-mediated transport; intracellular protein transport; COPII-coated vesicle cargo loading. The coding region runs from base 1 to 1998 and encodes 665 amino acids.
AUGAUAACUCCAUGCUUCGCCGUAAUACCGACAUCCAGGCUAGAGGCUGAGCAACAGCUGCCUUACCUUCUAGAACCGAGCCAUGUCGACGUACUUUACGAGUCAAAAGUUGAUGGGACUGAGGCUAGAACGCAAUAUCAGAUUUGCGGCUUCUGCGGGGCUGCGAUCAUGGACAAGUGUGUAAUAUUUGAAAACCAAUGGGUAUGCGGCUUCUGCAACAAGUACAAUACUUUACUCGAGAAACCGCGCUCGAGCUCAUAUAUCUCUGAGGUGCCAGAGAGCACUGAAGGCCAGCACAUGGGCGAAGGAAAUGCACAAGUUCUGCUGGUAGAUUUGGACACGGAUGGAGCCGAAGAGUUGGGGAAUCUCAUAAACUCAAUUUUGUCAUGUCUCGAAAAUUGUCCCAACGCGCGGUUUGGGCUGGUGACUUUGUGCGACGGGCAGGCAACGGUGUACACACCUUCUGGCAGCCAGACGCUCUCCAGCGAUGAUCCCACAACCCUUUCGAAAGCCAAAAACCUGGAUAUAGAGUUUUUCAGAGGGAAAAUUCAGGGCUCCUCCCCUCUCUGGCUUGACCAGAACCAAACACUAAACCUCAUCAAAACGCUCAGCUUCAAGCCCUCCCCAAUGCACAAUCAACGUCCAAAAAGAGCCACCGGUUUAGGGCUCAUCUUAGCGAGUCUUUAUCACAGCGGGUCUGACUUUCCGACUGUCGUGACAGCUUUUAUAAGCGGUCCCUGUACGUCUGGCCCAGGGAAAGUUGUUCCAAAGAGUAAGAAACACCACAUUCGUCAGCAUUAUGACCUAGAAUCAAACCGUGAUAAAUACUUUUACCCUGCGAGGAGCUUCUACCAGUCGUUAAUAAGAACGUUGUCCGUUAAUUGCUUCAUAGCCUGUUUGGACCAGGUUGGGAUUGUUGAAAUGGCCCCACUACUUGUGUCUGUAUCUCAAUUCGACACCUUCAACGACGAAUCUUUUCGCGUUCUCUCUAGGAACUGCAUACACAAUGUUUCAGUCGACCAUCAAAUUACUGUUUUUGCGUCGAAAGGCUUACUAGUUGACGGUUGUCUCGGUCCGGUAUCCAGACUUGACGCUACCCAGCCUGUUUAUAGCGACACACCUUCUGGGGUAUCGGGCACUAACCGCUGGAGAUGUCGAGCUUCAGGAUUGUCGCUUUCCUUGGCAUUUUCAUUUCAAAUAGACACUACUGCAACAAAAGAAGAGUCCCAUGACAAGACACCGGCUCACUUAGCAAUCCAGAUACACGAUUUAUUUCAAGAUCAAGGAAAGCGUUACGUCAAAGUGGACACAAUUGUGAUAUGCACUACCAACAAUAGCGCUACAUCCGCCACUCGUUCAGUUCCAAAAAGCUUCGACCAUAUCGCAGCAUUAGGAUGUCUCAUGAAGCAAAUCGCCUAUGAUCAGUUUUUUAAAAAUCAUACUAACGCUUUUAGUCUACAGCAGUGGCGAAUUAAAAUUGACAAGCUUGCUGCCCGGCACUCCAAGGUUCAAUCGAAACAUUUCUCGGAGUUCCUGGAAAUGAUUUACCGCCUUAAAUGGACAGUCCUGUUGCAAAAGCGCAACACUUCGCCUGAUGAAGCCGCUGUUUUUCAGCACACGAUUUUAUCUCAAGACUCCAAUAUAUGCGGAUUGCUAUGCAAGCCCAAAGUUAUCAUUUUCACCAAUGAAAGUCAGUUUGAGCCUUCCAACUUAAAUGAGCAGCUAUUGACAGCGCGAGAAGCGAUGUGCGUGGAUUUUGGUACCUCAAUUAUGGUGAGAUACCUCGAAGACGAUUCUUUGAUUGUGAAAGCUGAGCAAUUUGCGCAAUCGCUAGCUCAAAACAACCCUUUAGCACCAAAAGUACAAAAGACUAGGAUAAAAGGAUCUCAGGAUCGUUACUUCAUUUCCAAACUGCUUCCUCAAGGAGGGCUGAAUACCGAAGACAUGUCUCUAGAACAGUUCUCUGCAAAUAUCAGAAGGAUGUCUCAAUGUAUGUAG